AUGAAAAUAGCUGUUCCUGUGAUUGUCAAUGUGACCGUCGAAGAUUCUGGACUCAACGGAUUAUUUGUCGUUAAAGUGACUAUGCGAUUAACAUGGGGUUUUGCUCAUGCAACAUGUUCCGAUACAGCAAUAUCAUCUGGUGCAUGGAUGGGUGAUUCAGCUUCUAUUUCAUGCUCUGGCUGCACAUCAAGUUAUUUAGGGGCCUAUCGAAUCCGUUGUCAGGAUUUUAUGACAGGUUCAUGGAGCUCUGGUGAAAACAGUUUCACUUUAAACACAACAACAACCAAACAAUUUACAUUCUGGUUUUCCAGCGGUACUUGGUUUGCUUUACAAUCAGGUGGAGGGUUUUGGAAUUUAAACUCCACAGUUGACCUUGCAACACGACAGGAUACAGGGGGAAUAAACUCGUCACCUACAGUUAACAUGCCAUCUGUAAUAUACUGGCAAACAGGAUGUUCUUAUACAUAUACUUUACCAGUUAAUGACGUAGAUGGUGACGUCAUACGAUGCAGAUGGGCAAACGGAUCCACUGAAUGUGCAGAUGUUUGUCAGGCUUUUUCAGAAGCUUCCUUAAAUGAGGCGACAUGUACUAUAUCAUACACAGCAGGUACCGCCACAGGGUUUUACGCUGUAGCCAUACAAGUUGAAGAUUUUAUUACCACAACUUCAACAACACCUCUAAGUAGCAUACCUCUUCAAUUCAUGAUAAACAUUUAUUCAGGGAGCGGUUGUUCAGAUGCACCGCAAUUUAUAGACCCAACACCUACUGUCAACACAAAGCUCGUUACUGACAUCGGCAAUCAGUACAGCUUUACAAUCAAAGUACAGGGACCGCACGCAUUUCUAAGACUCGUUAUAUUAUCAGAGAUAGGAAUUUCGCAGUCAUCAACAACAUUUUUGGUGUCCACUGUAUACGUCAUGACGGUAACUGCUACAUGGACAUCUACCAUCGCUGACGCUGAUUUGGAUCACAGAGUUUGUUAUUAUGCAAGGGAUACAAUAGGAGUUACUAGCGAAUCAAGAUGCAUUAUUUUACAUGCUACAGAUACAAAUAAAUGUGUGAGUGAUCCAUGCCAGAACAACGGGACCUGCAACAAUAUUCUCAAAAGUUAUACAUGUUCUUGUCAACCGGGAUAUGAAGGUGUAAACUGUGAACUCGAUAUCGAUGAAUGUGCUGCCAAGUCCAAUCUUUGUGAACACACGUGUUUGAAUGUGGACGGAUCAUAUGAAUGCCUGUGUAACAUUGGAUAUAGAACAAGAUCAACAAAUAAUAGUCUUUGCAAUGAUAUCAACGAAUGUGACGAAUCGAUUCAUAAUUGUAGUCAGCUCUGUGAAAAUGUGAACGGUGGUUUCCAGUGUAGCUGUUUUACAGGUUUUACCUUUAACAAUGUCACAUGGAACUGUGACAAAGAUGUCAAAACAACAUGUACAGAAACAAAAAUCAUCAACUGUAGUCACACCGCUGGUUGUACUGUAGAUGAAAUCUCUUUAAAUGAGACAUGUUUUUGCGAAAAUGGGUUUGAACUUUCUACUGAUGGCACUGCAUGUAUAGAUAUUGAUGAAUGUGAACGUAAUAUAUGUCCUCAAAGAUGCGUAAAUACUUUUGGAGGAUUUAAAUGUUUGUGCUAUUCCGGUUUUAAACUUCAAGAAGAUUUGAGUUGUAAAGAGUGUGAAUUUCCCUUUUGGGGCGAUGGCUGUUUAAAUGAAUGUAAAUGUUCAGAAAGAGGAGCUACAGACUGUAACCCUGUGCGUGGGUGCAUAUGUAAAGAUGGUUGGCAUGGCGACAAGUGCGAU
This is a messenger RNA of Ruditapes philippinarum (Manila clam), 1794 nucleotides long. Its product is annotated as protein jagged-1-like. The record is from RefSeq and is a predicted model, not a curated record. Lineage: Eukaryota; Metazoa; Mollusca; Bivalvia; Venerida; Veneridae. Gene Ontology annotation, molecular function: calcium ion binding. The transcript has 13 exons. The annotation marks the transcript as partial.